CAACCCAAGAAGCAGAGGUCUUAAGUUUGAAUCCCAGCAUGGUUGUUCCCCGAAAUCCACAUAUGAUUCAAUUAUAUACCAUUCACAUACGUUAUAAAAAUAUGGGUAUUGCUGUUGUCUUUGUGUUAUGUGAGACUCGAACAUUCGCUCAAUAUCAGGCUAUAUGGGAAAAAUUAAUUGAAAUUGUACCAGAUUUAAAAAAUAAUGUACAAUUUAUAGUAGGAGAUUAUGAACGCGCUACAAAUAACUCCCUUCAUAAAUGUUUCCCCAAAGCCAGGUUGAAAGGGUGCUGGUUUCAUUAAAAUCAGGUAAAUUAAUUUAAGAAUAUUUUAUUUAUAUGCUCAUUCAUACAUGUGACAAAUCAUUAUAUUAAAUUUGUAACUUUUUCUUUAUUAAAAUUUAAAAGCAGUAUUGCGCAAAUGGCGGCAACUUGGUUUAAAAAAUGCUCCUAGGAAAUUAAUAACGAUGGUUAUGUCUGUACCAUUAAUAUUUUCUUCUUUAUUAAUACCAGCUUCUUUAUUUGAACAAGCUUUUACAGUACUACAACACAUAGCUGAUUCUAUAUUCAGUGAUUAUCCUAUGGUAUUACAAUUUAUUUCUUAUUUACGUAUUCAGUAAUUAUCCUAUGAUAUUACAAUUUAUGUCUUAUUUACGUAAGACAUGGUUGCCUAUAGCAAACAAAGUCUCUGUGUAUGGCUGUCCUGUUCGCACUAAUAAUAUAGUUGAAAGUUUCAAUAACACGAUAUCAAGGAAAUUUGGAUGUAGACACCCAAAUGUUUGGAUAUUUAUUGAAAAUUUGAAAAAAGUACUUAUUGAUCAGGAAAUUGAUCUUUGUCGCUUACGAAAUAAUUAUCAAGCACGUAGACUUCAAACUCGAGCCAAUAGAGAAAAAAAUAAAAUGAUACUGAAUAAACAGAAGGAUUUCUUAGAAAAUAGAUUACCGCUUCCUGAAUUUCUAAAAUCAUUUAGUCGCUUUUAUGAAACUGAUUUGUAUAAUUCAGACAUGAUUGAUGAAGAUAUAAUCCAGCAGAACGAUAAUUAUGAAAUUAGUACUGAAUUUCUAUCAGAAAGUUACGAUUCUAACUCAAAUGAAAACAUUUGUGGAACUCAGAGAAUUUCUAUUGAUAACGUAAAUGUAAACAGUGUAGAAGAUUCAUUUACAUUAAAUCAGAGACAAGAUGAUAAACGAUUAUCUUCGCUAACUUUAAGGCAUACAUAUAUUGAUACAGAAGAAGGAGCAGCCAUUUCCGAAAAUGCCACUGACCUGGAUAUAAUCAAUAUGAAUUCUACAGAUCUUACUUCCCUUACACCGGCAAACAUAUUGGAAGAAGCUCAAAAUACACACAACACUCGAAAUUUAUCACAAUUAGUGAACUUGAGGACGAAACGAUUUAUAACAUUCUUGAAGAUGACUUUGAAUACUGGUACGCAGAUCAGAACAAUGCUCAAUAUGAUGUCGCGUAUCACGAAUUCAAACGCUUUUCUUUAGAAAAUAUAUGCAAAAAUAGCCAAGAAAGAGUAAGAUCUGAUCGUACGUGCACUAUUUGUAUUAAUGCAGAAUCUACUCAUCUUUUCAUACCGUGCGGUCACUUCUAUAUUUGUGAGGAUUGUGCUAGUCAAAUCUUGCAAGAUAAUGUUAAAAUGUGUCUAAUUUGCAAAGCACAAAUUUCAUCGGUACACAAAGUAUAUAUUCCAUAAAGAAAUCUUACUCUUAUUUUAUAUGUAUUGUUACGUCCGACGUAACUUCUCUUUAGUUCGACCGAGCGCACCUUCUGUUACCACCAGAAAUGCAAUAAAUGCCCUGGGUGGUCAAAGAACAAUGGACUGAUAUAAGGUGUCAAAAUUUAACUAUUGAUUAUUACUCACAUGUCGUGAGAAGCAUCUUUCCCCUUCUACUAAAAGGUGGUGAGAACUCACGCGGGGGUAUCUCGCCACCUGCCUAUAAAAACGGGUGCGACUGCCCACACACUACUAGAGACAAGAAAUCAGACUAGAGACUAGAGACAAGAAGUAAUAAUUCUAAUAGUGACAUCAAAUCAGACAAAAGAUCAGACUAGAAGUCAGAUAAGACAAACAGUCAGUCAGUUUAUAAUUAAUUAAUUAAACCUAUAAAAUACAAACAAUAUACAUAACAAUUGGAUCACUAAGAUAAAACAUUAAAAAUCGUAAAUAAGUUAUUGAAUAGAUAAAGGUUUGUUUUCCU
Messenger RNA from Odontomachus brunneus, 2203 nucleotides. RefSeq lists its product as uncharacterized. Bases 626 to 1489 code for a protein of 287 amino acids. The transcript has 8 exons. Lineage: Eukaryota; Metazoa; Arthropoda; Insecta; Hymenoptera; Formicidae. The record is from RefSeq and is a predicted model, not a curated record.